Molecule: messenger RNA, 1902 nt
Organism: Drosophila arizonae
Lineage: Eukaryota; Metazoa; Arthropoda; Insecta; Diptera; Drosophilidae
Gene: stg
Product: string
Biological process (GO): protein dephosphorylation; positive regulation of G2/MI transition of meiotic cell cycle; G2/M transition of mitotic cell cycle
Cellular component (GO): cytoplasm; nucleus
Molecular function (GO): protein tyrosine phosphatase activity
Source: RefSeq, a predicted model, not a curated record
CACAUAUACUAUCUGCAACAACAAAUGCAAUAUUAGUUUUUAACAAAUACAUUUUACAAAUGAAACAACAAAUUCAACGAAGGACUACCAAGUGCAAAGUCGCAACUAACGAAAACGAAACGAACUAACAAAUUAACUGUAAAUGUGCCAGCAAAAGAGACGUGUGAGAAUUGUGUUUUAGCAAUUUUCAAAAAGAUCACCAAAAGAGAAUCGGAAAACAUUCACGAGUUGAAAUUCUUCCACCGAAAUAGCCAAAUAAUAUUUGCGGUAUUUUCUACAAAAUAAAUAAAUUAACUAAUUCAAAAUGCUGUGGGAAUCAAUUGCCGAAGAGAACAAUUGCGCCAUGGAUUGCAAUAUCAGCAACAUGAACAACAAAAACAACAGCAGUCGCCGCGUUCGCCGUGCGCUGACCAACAACACCAACACCAACAACAACAUGAACAACAUCAUGGCUAUGGAUGCUGAGGAGGAGCUUUCGUUCUACGACGAUGACGCUUUGCCGUUGUCGUCGCCGUCGCAGCGCUCGGUCAGCCCGGCGUUGCUCGGUCUGCUCUCGCCCGAGGGCUCGCCGCAGCGUUUUCAAAUUAUCCGCCAGCCCAAGCUCUUGCAGCAGCAACAGCCGGUGGCAACCCCAGCAGCGGCAGCUGGCAGCGCUGCUACACCUGCGCGCAGCUUUCGCAUAUUCAACAGCCUCUCCUCGUCGGGCUCCAUGGAGUCGUCCAUGGAUGAUGAGUACAUGGAGCUGUUCGAAAUGGAAUCCUAUGCUGGCGUCCAACAACCAACCCCAUCCUCCUCGCUCACACUGCCCAGCGGGCUUAACUCGCUGAUCAGCGGGCAAAUCAAGGUGCCGCCCAAAUCGCCGGAGGCCCUGACCAUGAUGAUGCGUCGUCCGUCGGUGCGUCGUUGCCUCAGUAUGACAGAGACGAAUAGCAAUCAGCUAGCAUUAUCACAACAACAACAACAGCAACCAAAGACGUCAGAGACUGCACGGGAUUGCUUCAAGCGUCCCGAACCGCCCGCAUCGGCCAGCUGCUCACCCAUCCAGAGCAAGCGUCACCGCUGCGUCGAGAAGGAGAACUGCCCCACCGCUGCCACUGCCACAGCUACAACCACAUCAACCCACCCACCUCCUCUGCGCAAAAGCAUGUCGCUCAAUGAUGCUGAAAUCAUGUCCGCUUUGGCACGCUCGGAGAAUCACAAUGAGCCGCAGCUAAUUGGCGACUUUAGCAAGACGUACGCCCUGCCACUGAUGGAGGGACGUCACCGGGAUCUCAAAUCGAUCUCCAGCGAGACGGUGGCGCAACUGUUGAACGGCAAGUUCGAUCACCAGGUAGCCAGUUAUCGCAUCAUCGACUGCCGCUAUCCGUACGAAUAUGAUGGCGGGCAUAUUCGAGGCGCCAAGAACCUCUACACCCACGAGCAGAUCCUUGAGGAGUUCCUGAGCGCGACACAGACUGAGCUGCAGCAGCAGCAAAAUGCCGCCGCCGGCAACAAGCGCCACAUCAUCAUCUUCCACUGUGAGUUCUCGUCGGAGCGUGGCCCAAAAAUGUCGCGUUUCCUGCGCAACCUGGAUCGGGAGCGCAACACGCAUGCGUAUCCGGCCCUGCACUAUCCGGAGAUUUAUCUGCUGCACAACGGCUACAAAGAGUUCUUCGAGACACAGUCGGAGCUCUGCCAGCCGAGCGCGUAUCGCCCGAUGCUGGAGCCGGCCUACAAUGAGGCCUACAGACAUUUCCGGGCCAAGUCCAAGUCCUGGAAUGGUGAUGGGGGCGCUGGAGGCGCUGCAACGGGUCGCUUUAAGAAGUCGCGUUCGCGGCUGAUGCUGUAGAUGCGGCUGCUUCUUCAUCAUUUAUACGACUGGGUGGCAACGCCCGCAGAAAAUCACUCGUAUUUGUAAAUAGA